AUAUCAGACAAAGACAAUACAGGAUGUUUACAGAUUUUGUGGAAAGACAAUUACAUCUAUUACUUUUGAACGCGUAAUCCAAUUUGCACCAAAUUUGGCACACACAAUCUCGAAGGUCACGACCACACCUGCCCAAAGUUUCAAAUUUCCAUCUUCAAAGAUGGCCCCUAAAAGUUACCCGAAAGUGGGCGAACCGUAAAAGCGGUUUCCGAAGCUAAUUUGGCCGCGAAAAGUGCCCAAACGAUAAUCCAAAAAUUUGGAACCCAUCUUAUCGUGUCCCCCACAUAUAAUUGUAUCAAUUUUGUAAGAAAACGCCAGUAACUAGUUUCAUCCGACCAACGUAUGCGACGAAAUGCAUACCCCUCAAAACGAUGAAUUCUGCCACCCUGAAGAACAUUGAUCGCCACGAUGUCAAUCAGAAUCCUGCAACCAAAAGACAGGUCACAAUGCAAUCCCAGGUGUCUCCUGGACACGUUAAUCGUAUUUUAUAGCACAAUUUUAAAAAAGCCUUGCAGAGGAAGGCGAAAGUCCGCGCACUUAAAUUUACCCAUAUGGUAAACAAAAAAACUAACAGCCGGAGGCUGUUUGAAGGUCAUGUUGGGAAUAAAAAUUCCGAAUUUGUCGUCACAUUGGACGGGACACUCUGCUGCCUUCAAAACUUCAACAGGACAAAAAUAAUUUGCUGCAAAACCGAUCGAAAGCAGAUUUCAAAGCAUGGGUCUGAAAAGAAGGAAAAGUUGUCUGACUGAUUCCUGGUGGCAGGUGCAAUGACGGACCGUGGAGUGCGAACAUUGAUACCUGUUGGGUCUAAUGCAAAAAUAAACUUGAAGUACUUUAUGGACAGUGUUUUACAUAAGUUGUUGGAGGUCAAAAUUGCAAAGAAGCAAUUUGGGGAGCCUGACAAGGUUUGCAUCCAUCACGACGCGACAUUUUCAUAUACGACCGUAUUUACCCAACCGGACGCCCAAGAUUUAAAGGCAAACCCCGGAAUGACCUCGAUAUCCUUUUCCGGGGUACACAUUAAGUAACCUGACACCAGUCCGAUGGAAUUUUUUGGGUUUGGAUGCUUAGAACAACGCUUUUUCAAUUGAAGAGAUAAAAAAUGUCUGUUGUUUGGAAACCCCUUUCACCGAUUCCUCCACUUUGAGGUCACUUUUUGCGCUCAUUUUUGAAGAUAGAAAUUUGAAACUUGGGACAUGUGUGACCGUGAUCUUGGGGAUUGCGUGUUCGAAAUUUGGCGCCAAAACGGAUAAAGGGUUCGCAGUUUACCCAUAAAAUUGUCUUUCCACAAAAUCUGUAAACACCCUCUGUAGUAAUUGGAAUGCCAUUUCUCCCGUAAAAUAUAAAUAUUUUGCUCUACAUUUUGCCAAAUAAGCAAAUUUGCACCAAUCUUUUUGCACAAAUUUAGCAAAAUGUCGCGAUUUAUCGUCCCCUUCGUAAUUUCACUGUUGUGGAAUGGUGCAUCUGCGACGCCCAUCUCUGUCGACCCGGCGGAGAGCAAUCUCUUAAUCGUGGGUGGCUCGGAAGCCACGCCACACGAGUUCCCUUGGCUCGCCUCCCUCCAUUGGCAGGAAGGCCAGUUUUGCUCUGGGGUCAUAGUCUCUCCCACCGCGGUACUAACGACGGCGUCCUGCGCGUCCCUCAUCACUUCGUGGUACCUCGACAUCUACGCUGGCCUCCAUCGCCUCUCAGAAAAUACGACCGUCGGCGUGCAAAAAAGAAAUCCCACCAUUAUCCAGCCCCAUCCCAGUUAUCCUUCCGGAACGACGGGGCGUGGGAGUGACAUUGCCAUCUUAAAAAUUGCCAAUACUGCGCCCUUCAUAUUUGACGAGUACGUCUCCGCCAUCGGGCUGCCAGCCGUGGGGGAAACUUUUCCCAAUGGGACGCUUGGCGUGAUUGCCGGGUGGGGCAGCGCGGCCGAAGAAACCGUCACGUUGCAGGAUGUUCUGUCAAAAUCGGAGGUGCAAAUUUUGAGCGAUGAGCAGUGCCUGGCCGCCUAUGAGGUCGGAUCUCCGGGGGAAUUUACAGGGGAAAGUAUGCUCUGUGCGGGUGGGGGGAAUCGGGAUUUCUGUAAUGGGGACGUCGGGACGCCACUUGUCGUGUGGGAUGAUGCAGGAGCGCCAAAGGUCGUCGGGCUGGCGGCUUGGGGACAAGGUUGUGGAAAUCCCUUCUUUCCCGGCGUGUACACAGAAAUUUCGGCAUAUUUGGAUUUUAUUAAUGCAAACUUGUAACUUAUCUGGGAUGGAUAAUAAAAAUUAUGUGCAAAUUUUGAA
This is a messenger RNA of Folsomia candida, 2273 nucleotides long. Its product is annotated as fibrinolytic enzyme, isozyme C. The coding region runs from base 1413 to 2231 and encodes 272 amino acids. Gene Ontology annotation, biological process: proteolysis. The record is from RefSeq and is a predicted model, not a curated record. The transcript has 7 exons. Gene Ontology annotation, molecular function: serine-type endopeptidase activity. NCBI's taxonomy places the organism in Eukaryota, Metazoa, Arthropoda, Collembola, Entomobryomorpha, Isotomidae.